AGCUCCGAGUGAGGAAGGGAAUUAAGGAGGCUGUGCCUCCGGGUUGCAAGAAGAGUCCAAGUCGUUUCUCGGAAACCUCUGACAGGUGGACCUUAGAGGAAAAGCCACCGAGCACAGCAAGACUCAGAAGACGCACCCUUGCCUGCCUGCCCAGCAGACAGAAAUUGGCUCUUCUCUCAAGAAGCUGAAGAGAAACCUGUACAUCAGCCAAAAGAGCCGUGAGAACUCUGUUGGCUGAGGAGACGGCUGCUGGAGGGAGGUGAACGCAAGGAGAGAUGGCUUCCGGCUGGGGCCCGGCUUAGCAGCCGCUCCUGCUCUCAGUCACGUCGGGCAGGAUGUGCCACUAGACCGCCAUGGACACGGCCCCCGGCGCAGGCCUGCAGCUGCAGCAGCUCCCGCCCACCAGCAGCGCCACCUCUGUGAGCGAGGGCUCCUUUUCCUACAAGGAAAACCUGAUUGGCGCCCUGCUGGCGAUUUUUGGGCACCUUGUGGUCAGCAUUGCACUUAACCUGCAGAAGUACUGCCACAUCCGCCUGGCAGGCUCCAAGGAUGCCCGGGCCUAUUUCAAGACCAAGACAUGGUGGCUGGGCCUGUUCCUGAUGCUGCUGGGCGAGCUGGGCGUAUUCGCCUCCUACGCCUUCGCCCCUCUCUCACUGAUUGUUCCCCUCAGCGCAGUCUCCGUGAUAGCUAGCGCCAUCAUAGGAAUCAUAUUCAUCAAAGAAAAAUGGAAACCUAAGGACUUUCUGAGGCGCUACAUCUUGUCCUUCGUUGGCUGCGGUUUGGCUGUCGUGGGCACCUACCUGCUGGUGACGUUUGCACCCAACAGUCAUGAGAAGAUGACGGGCGAGAACAUCACCAGGCACCUCGUGAGCUGGCCUUUUCUCUUAUACAUGCUGGUGGAGAUCGUCCUGUUCUGCCUGCUGUUGUACUUCUACAAGGAGAAGAACGCCAACAACAUCGUCGUGAUUCUCCUCUUGGUGGCCUUGCUCGGCUCUAUGACAGUGCUGACGGUCAAGGCCGUGGCUGGGAUGCUGGUCCUGUCCAUCCAAGGGAACCUGCAGCUCGACUACCCCAUCUUCUACGUGAUGUUCGUGUGCAUGGUGGCCACUGCUGUCUACCAGGCUGCGUUUUUAAGUCAAGCUUCACAGCUCUAUGACUCCUCGCUGAUCGCCAGUGUGGGCUACAUUCUGUCCACCACUGUGGCUAUCACAGCAGGUGCAAUAUUUUACCUGGACUUCGUCGGGGAGGAUGUGCUGCACAUCUGCAUGUUUGCCCUGGGGUGCCUGAUCGCCUUCUUGGGUGUCUUCUUAAUCACCCGGAACAGGAAGAAGGCCAUCCCGUUUGAGCCCUACAUCUCCAUGGACGCCAUGCCAGGUAUGCAAAACAUGCACGACAAGGGCAUGACGGUCCAGCCUGACCUCAAAGCUUCUUUUUCCUACGGAGCCCUGGAAAACAAUGACAGCAUAUCUGAGAUCUACACCCCUGCCACACUGCCAGUCAUGCAAGAAGAGCACAGCUCCAGAAGCACCCCUGGGGUUCCCUACCGCGUCCUGGAGCACAGCAAGAAAGAGUGAGCCACCUGCGCGUGACUCGCCUUUCCCUAACCAUGCGGGCCGGGCGGCGGGGCUUCGCCCUUCGCUCUUGGCCUCGCCUUCCCGUCCUGCUUUCCAGACUGCGAGUUCUGCGGAAGCAGAGCUUGGAAAGCCUCGGUCUCCAGAAAGAACGCCGCGUUCCCUUGGUCUUGGAAAUUUCAAGUGGAGACAGGGGCGGGGGUGGGAUGAAAGAAUUCCAGGUGGGCUUAGCCUUGAGGGGUUGGAAGCCUUUUCACCUCCUCAGAAACGGGCACUGGGCCACCCCAGCCAGUGACCAAAGCCGAUGCCACGUUCUUCAGAGUGAAAGCAAGACAGAAGUUCCUAACUUCGGUCUGGAGACCACGAGUGCUGGCCUCCCUCUGCCUCACGUGCAUGCCUGUUUUUGACAAGAUCUGUGUCCCCCUUUCACACGCACCGUGGGCUGGCCCCCCACAUGCAGUCGUUGCGUCUUGGCAGUGUCCCCAUCCGCCUUCUGUCUGUGCCCCUGCAAUGAAGACGGGUGGCGUCUGUUUUUGGUUUUCAUUGUUUUGUUUCAUUUUGUUUUUGAGACAGGGUCUCACUAUGUAGUUCAGACUGGCCUUGAACUCGCUUUUUUGGACCAUGUCUGAAAACAAACCUGGUUCUGGUUCUCUGUGAACUAGGAGCCCACCCCGCUCCAAGGAACUGGGAAAUUAACAGAAGAAGGAGGGAAAAAUAAGGGGGAUGGGAGCAAGGGUGAUGAUACUCAAGCCCCUAAGGAAGAAAGGUCCCUGUUAAUCUUCCUGUCCCUCCUUAUAAAGUAGAGGAGGGAAAUCUGCUUGUUGACGGGUGACUUUUUCCCUGCACACUGGCACCCUCUGGGAAGACUGGGGGGCUCACUUUAAAGCCAGCGUCUCCCAUUCCCCCCACCCAUCCCUCCUUUAUAGACGCGCAGACCACGCCGCAGUUGUUGGCUCACUUCCCUGCAGCCGGGAGGCCAUCCGGGGCUCUGGGUGUGACGCAGCGAGAGCCUGCGCACAGGACUCUGCCUCCCGGCUAGUGGUGGCGAACCCGUGGCACGCGUGCCACAGCAGGCUGUUUAUAGCUUUGAAAACUCUAAAAGGUUCGCCAUCGCUGCUGCCCUAGAUCAUGUGUUUCUGAGAAUGGCAGGGAAAGGUUUGUAAACUUUAAUAAGCAUGAGGGUCCCCUGGGGGGUUAUUUAAAAUACAGAUUCUUAUGCCCCAACCGCGGAGAUUCAGGGUGAGUAGGACCGGGUGGAACCUAAGGGACUGCAUUUUUAAUUGACACCACUGUGUGAUUCUGACGCUAAUAACCAGAGAUCACACCCCUCAAAAAACCUGGUAAUGGGAAAAGACGGCCACUAAGACCCGCAAGGCCUAUGCCCUCCUGCCAGACAGCUAGAAUUAUAUUCCAUUUCCUCUUGGGAUUCUCUGGCAGGGAAAGUACCCCCUGGAGAGUGUGGCAUUUCUUCACCUAGUAAAUACCACUUAGAACUAGCUUACUGCUUCUCUAGACAGACUUUAGGCAAGAUACCAGUGUUAAAGACAGUGUUACCGGCACUUAGCUUAUAGAUUGCGCUCAGUACUGAUUCAGGAGCCGGACUUCCAAAGCUCUGCCACCUGUCGCCUGUGAUAAGCACUUCAUAUUUUGUCUUAGCCACUCCUGUACUGUGUCUUAAAUGCCCAAGAAGGCAGCAGACAAGGAGCUUAACCCCUUAGGCUGAGUACCCACUCACUUCAAUAUUUUUGAGACGUUUACUGUGUGUUAAGCACUUAGAGGGCAAAGCUACAAACAUAAGAUACAGUCCCUGCCGUCCAGGCCAGCGGAAGGAGACACAGAUGCCCAGAGGUCUCUGACAGGGUGGGCAGUGACAGGAAGUGACAGGAAGUGACAGUCAUGGUGGCCCUGAGCCCAAAGGGUGUUCAGAAUUAGAGAUGAUUUGGGCUCCACUGACAGAGGAUGGCAAAGCCAGCAAUGAUCUGUACCAAGCAUAGACAGUGGGGUGAUCCCCCUCCAGGCAAAAGGGGCCAGAAUUUCCAAAGGCACAAAGAUGAGGAGAUGGGAUAUGAAACAAAAGAGAGCCGGGGAAGAUGGAGGGAGAGGAGCCUCAAGAGAUCAGCAGUGGAGGCCGAGUCCUGGAGUGUUCAAAUGCCUGGCAGAGGACAUGGGAGCCAUUGAUGGUUCAGGAGGAAGAGAACAGCAGGAGCCACAGAGACUGGACAGGAGACCGUGUUCACUGUGGAGGAGGAAUUGGGGUGAAUAAGCCACCUUUCAAGGUGAAGCUCUGAGCCUGAAAGAGCAAAACAUACACGGGAAAUUAAAAUCCAGUUUCACUGCUAUUCCAACACUCCUCAUUUCCCAAGUGACUUUUCCAAGGCUGGGGGUCAGGGUAGAAAGGACAUGAAGGUGAGCAGGAAGCUAUUUAAACAUGCUGAACCCAGGGGAUCAACAGGAAUUUGGAGUGAUACGUCUGCGCCCCCAACCUUCCUUGAACCCCCUUCCUGUUUUGUUACUGGCUGUUGGGCCUUGGGCUGGCCAGGUUUCUGGAGGUGAACGGACAAAAGUGUGCUGUAACUUCAGGUCUGCUGCAGAUCAAGGAGACGGUGCCAGCCAGGAACUUCCUGGGGCCCGGGCAGCCCCCCUUCUUUGGGUGUGGGGCCGUGGGAUCGCCCGGCAAAGCCAAACCACAGAGGCGGAGCAGAAAGCGAUACAGUGGUUUCCUGAGUGGAGGCCAGGGCUCGGCCACAUGGGCAGCCAGCAAGCGCAGCGCCUGCAGAGCCAUCGUCCCCAGAGCUCUGAGGUGUCUUGGGCUCACCAAUCGCAGGCUCCAUCCCCAGGUGUAAGUGGGCCACCCGCUAAUGGCGGUGGCUGCACACACAGCCCCCCUGGUUUAUUUUCACUUGCGGCUCAACAUCCCGAUGCCCGCUUGAUUUCUCCAAGCCUCCGUCUCCUUCCCAGGUAGGAAGCCAGAAGGCCAAAGCACGGUCAUGUGCCGCUGUUCUCUGAUCUUCCCCGCCCGCCUGCACUUUCCCAUUUUAUUCCACAGGCUGGGGCUCUGAGCGCGCUGUGUAAACUGGUGCCUUGGAGGACGGGAGCCCCUCCAGCCCUCCCGGCCCGCUGCAGGUCUGAGGAUGCCCUCACUCUAAACUCUAGGAGAUGGAGAUUUGCAGGGUGGAGUCGAAUGCUAGGGAGGGGAGGGAGGCCCGACCCCUCCUUUGCUUUUCUAGUGGCAGUCAGUCAUUUGGUGGCACCUGUGUGCACGUAGGCAUCAUCCGAGUGACAUUGGGGAACCCGCCCUGCAGCCUCCUGGAUUUCGGGUCCAACACUGGCCGAUGGGCAAAAAGUCAUUUGUGUGUUUCUCAGAGAAGCUAUGUAAAUGAAGUCACUGUAGAAUAUAUUCUAGGUGGAUGCUUAUAUUUUGUUAACUUCAUGGCUAAUAUGGCAUGUCUUAUUUUUCAAAAAACAUGUACUAGGUCCAGAUAACAUUAUGAAGUGUAUUUCAUUAAAAAAAAAAAAAAUCCCUGCAGUA
This is a messenger RNA of Chinchilla lanigera (long-tailed chinchilla), 5100 nucleotides long. RefSeq names its product NIPA-like domain containing 3 (gene Nipal3). The transcript has 12 exons. The coding region runs from base 354 to 1574 and encodes 406 amino acids. Gene Ontology annotation, molecular function: magnesium ion transmembrane transporter activity. Gene Ontology annotation, biological process: magnesium ion transport. The record is from RefSeq and is a predicted model, not a curated record. Lineage: Eukaryota; Metazoa; Chordata; Mammalia; Rodentia; Chinchillidae. Gene Ontology annotation, cellular component: membrane.